Molecule: messenger RNA, 3194 nt
Organism: Phlebotomus argentipes
Lineage: Eukaryota; Metazoa; Arthropoda; Insecta; Diptera; Psychodidae
Product: sodium-dependent serotonin transporter
Exons: 9
Coding region: 374-2191 (605 amino acids)
Biological process (GO): serotonin uptake; sodium ion transmembrane transport
Cellular component (GO): neuron projection; membrane
Molecular function (GO): serotonin:sodium:chloride symporter activity; serotonin binding
Source: RefSeq, a predicted model, not a curated record
CUCUGACUGUGUGCUUCUGUGCUUGUGUGUGACUAAAUGUGAGAAAGACACUUGUGAUUUUUCACCCAGAGUGAUGAGCUUUUGAUGAUUUUGUUGAGCCUGAAUGUUGAGAAAAAUCCCCCAUGAAAUGAUGCCAGUUCCGGAUAUAAUUAGCCUGAAGAAUUAGUUGGUUAGGAAGAAGCUCAGUGGUUGAAGGCUUGCGUUGAGAACUCAAAAAAAAAACAGUUGAUAACUCCUGAUAUAGACAUGAAAGUCAACCGCGGAGCAACAUGAGCAGAACCACCGAGAAGAUUGUCUAAUAAAGUCGCAUUAGGCAAGUUGGAGUGCUUGCGCGGCGCGGCGCGAAGGGAAAGAAGGGUUACAAUCUGCAAAUAUGACGAAUGAUGAGGCGAUGAAUGGCCCCGGGCAGGAGGGCAAGGCGUCCGUGUCCGAGGACACGGGUGAGGCGCAUCCCACGCCCGCUAAGGAGAGUGAUCCGCUUCAGCCCAAGAUGGUCAACACGAGCAAAGAGCGCGUCCUCGUUGUCUCGCUGACGCCGGAGAAUGGACGCGAGACGUGGGGCCAGAAGGCGGAGUUCCUGCUGGCCGUGGUGGGCUUCGCAGUGGAUCUGGGCAACGUGUGGCGCUUCCCCUACAUUUGCUACCAGAACGGCGGCGGAGCCUUCCUCAUUCCCUACUGCAUCAUGCUGCUCCUGGGCGGGCUGCCGCUCUUCUACAUGGAGCUGGCCCUGGGCCAGUUCCAUCGCUGCGGCUGCCUCAGCAUCUGGAAGCGGAUCUGCCCGGCGCUCAAAGGUGUCGGCUACGCAAUCUGCUUUAUUGACAUUUACAUGGGGAUGUACUACAACACCAUCAUCGGCUGGGCCGUUUACUACCUGUUCGCAUCGUUCAGCUCAGAAUUGCCAUGGACGUCGUGCGGCAAUGAGUGGAACACGCUGAACUGUGCACGCGUCACCAACACCAGCAUUGCCAACGGCACGAGUCCGGCCAGGGAGUUCUUCGAGCGCAAAGUCCUGGAGCAGCACAAAUCCGACGGGAUGUCGUACAUGGGCCCAGUGAAGCCAUCGCUGGCGCUCUGUGUCUUCGGUGUCUUCGUUCUGGUGUACUUCUCCCUGUGGAAGGGCGUCCGGAGUGCCGGAAAGGUGGUCUGGGUGACCGCUCUGGCGCCAUACGUCGUCCUGCUGAUCCUCCUGGCGCGCGGCGUGACUCUGCCCGGUGCCGCGGACGGGAUCCAGUACUAUCUGACGCCGGAGUGGCACAAGCUGAAGAACUCACGCGUGUGGAUCGACGCAGCGUCGCAGAUUUUCUUCUCCCUCGGCCCAGGAUUCGGCACCUUGCUGGCGCUCUCGAGCUACAACAAGUUCAACAACAACUGCUACCGCGACGCCCUGCUCACCAGCAGCAUCAACUGCCUGACCAGCUUCCUGGCGGGCUUCGUCAUCUUCUCGGUGCUGGGCUACAUGGCGCACGUGCAGAACAAGUCCAUCGACCAGGUGGGACUCGAGGGUCCGGGGCUGGUGUUCAUCGUCUAUCCGGAGGCGAUCGCGAUGAUGAGUGGCUCUGUAUUCUGGUCCAUCAUCUUCUUCCUCAUGCUGAUCACGCUGGGCUUGGACAGCACUUUUGGCGGCCUGGAGGCCAUGAUCACGGCCCUGUGCGACGAAUAUCCGCGCACCAUCGGCCGGAAGAGGGAGUUCUUCGUGCUGAUCCUGCUCGUGGCCAUUUACCUGUGUGCUCUGCCCACCAUGACCUAUGGUGGCGUCUACCUCGUGAACUUCCUCAACGUCUACGGCCCUGGCCUGGCCAUUCUCUUUGUCGUGUUCAUCGAGGCGGCCGGAGUGUUUUGGUUCUACGGCGUCGACAAUUUCUCCGCCGACGUGAAGCAGAUGCUUGGCCAUCGCCCAGGGAUUUUCUGGCGUAUCUGCUGGUUCUACAUUAGUCCCGUCUUUCUGCUGGUGAUAUUCAUCUUCUCUUUUCUGGGCUACGAGGAUAUGCUUGGCACGGAGUACGCCUAUCCGGACUGGACCAUUGUGGUGGGAUGGGCACUCACGGCGUCCUCAGUCCUCUGUAUUCCCAUCUACAUGAUUUACAAGUUCCUCCGGACGCCCGGAGGAUUCUAUCGCCGCCUACGGCACAUAUUCAAGCCUGAGCCGGUGAUUCAGAGCGCCGUGCCCGGCCAGGUGGGCACCUCGGUGUGACAUGAUGGCGCCGAGUCCCGGAAUGCGUGCUCAAUGCUUCGCUUCGACCAGCCGGAGGCGUUUUCACCAACAAUCCCACGCACGUGUGUCCGAUUUGCUACGUUCGCAGACAAUAAGCGCGAUGAGUGUCCGCCGGCGGCCAAGGGGCGCUCCAACGGGGCGCAGUUGCGGUGCAUCGGCCUCGCGGAUGAAUAUCCGGUGUCGCUGUCCUUCGCCACGGAAUGGCUUGUGUAACCGUGUUGAUUGUUUUCCAUUCAGUGUUUGACAAAAUGGGGUUUGUGGGGCUGAAAGCGGGGUUUAUUUUUGUCGUGGCUUCGAAACCACUUGGGCAGGAGUGUGUGUGUGGAGGAAAUUGAGGACUUCCCUUACUAGAAUUUAAAGCCAAUUGGCUUUCCUACGUGAAAGUAUUAGCAAAAUAGUGAUUUUCUCAUUUGCAAAAAAUCAGCCAUAUUUGCAAGUGAGAAAUUCGUCUUUGGAAAGAAAAAAUUUGUCAGAAUUUUAUUGGCGGAUCAUUCACUCUAAAUACAAAGAGAGAGGAAAUCCGACAGAAAGUAUGUUGUAGUGUCUAUUUAGAGAUUUUAUCAUGCCAAAGAGCAAAUAAGUAAAAUGAAUUAGAAGAAAAAAGGGAAAUCCAGUGUCUAGCAAAGAAUUACCGAAUAAAUGUAUGAUAGUGUUGAUCGCCUUGAAGAAUCAUCGGAUUGUGCUAAAAGUAAUUGUUGAGUAAUUUAUAAUAUUAGUAGGAAAGAAAGGGCAAGAUAAUGUGGGCGCAAUUGUGAUCCUCUGUGCAGCGCAAUAAAGUGAAUUUCCCGAGUGGAAAUCCCAUCAAACAGCCAUUGAAGGGAUUUCCCUCAAGGGCUAAAUUCAAUUCACAGUUGAAGUUCUGUUGGUAAACUUAUUUUUUAUGCAAAUUGUACACUAUUUUUUUUGUCAAUAUAAUUUACAAUUUCAAAGUAAUUAUAUUAGUUUACUGAUCUUAAUAAAUCCUUUUAUUUUACACAUUUUA